GACCUGGGCUGCAUCUGCACCACUGUCCCCAAAGCCAUGCACAAUUCCCUCUGGGACACCAGGAACAUCUCCUACUCAGGAUGUGCUGCACAACUAUUGACUUUUGCUUUUUUCAUUUCAGCAGAGUUUUCCCUCCUGACCGUGAUGUGCUACGACCGCUACGUGUCCAUCUGCAAACCCCUGCACUACGGGACCCUCCUGGGCAGCAGAGCUUGUGCCCACAUGGCAGCAGCUGCCUGGGCCAGUGGCUUUCUCACUGCUCUGCUGCACACAGCCAAUACAUUUUCCCUGCCGUUGUGCAAGGGCAAUGCCCUGGGCCAGUUCUUCUGUGAGGUCUCACAGAUCCUCAAGCUCUCCUGCUCAAACUUCUACCUCAGGGAAGUUAGGUUUCUUGUGGUUAGUGCUUUUCUUUUUUUUAGCUGUUUUGUGUUCAUUGUUUUCUCCUAUGUGCAGAUCUUCAGGGUUGUGCCGAGGAUCCCCUCUGAGCAGGGAUGGCACAAAGCCUUUUCCACCUGCCUCCCUCACCUGGCUGUGGUCUCCCUGUUCUUCAGCACUGGCAUAUUUGCCUACCUGAAGCCCCCCUCCACCUCCUCCCCGUCCCUGGAUCUGUUCCUGUCAGUUCUGUACUCAGUGAUGCCUCCAGCCCUGAACCCCCUCAUGCACAGCCUGAGGAAUCAAGGCUGCAGUGUUCUGCAAAUGAACAAAAUAAAAAAAAUAUUUUUCUAUAUGAGCUUGUAUGAAAGCCAUCAUUGA
Messenger RNA from Oenanthe melanoleuca, 753 nucleotides. Its product is annotated as olfactory receptor 14A16-like. The transcript has a single exon. Gene Ontology annotation, cellular component: membrane. Lineage: Eukaryota; Metazoa; Chordata; Aves; Passeriformes; Muscicapidae. The record is from RefSeq and is a predicted model, not a curated record. Gene Ontology annotation, molecular function: olfactory receptor activity; G protein-coupled receptor activity. The annotation marks the transcript as partial. Gene Ontology annotation, biological process: G protein-coupled receptor signaling pathway.